GUCCCUCAGCGGCGGCGCGGGGGCUCCGCGCGUACCCGGCACGCACCGCCCGCCGCUCGCGCCGCUGGCGGCCCCGCCCCCGCCGCCGCCGGAGCCGCGGGGCCAUGGCUGCGCUGAGGGACUGCCGGGCCUGGCAGGAUGCUGGACUCGUCCUGUCCACGACCAGCAAUGAAGCCUGUAAGCUCUUCGAUGCUGUGCUGACACAGUAUGCAACUUGGAGCAAUAAUGAGAGCCUUGGAGGUAUUGAUGGAUGUCUCUCCAAGCUAAAGGCAGCAGAUCCAAACUUUACAAUGGGACAUGUCAUUGCCAAUGGCUUGGAGCUGAUUGGCACUGGAAGGACCGUGAGGCUCGACAAGGAGCUGGACAGCGCCGUGAGAGCCAUGGUGGCACUUUCCAAGUCACAGCCACUGACAGAGCGGGAGAGGCUUCAUGUCUCAGCGUUGGACGUGUUUGCCAGGGGCCAACUUCCAAAAGCUUGUGAGCUGUGGGAGCAGAUUCUGCAGAGCCACCCAACUGACCUGCUAGCCCUCAAAUUUUCCCAUGACACUUAUUUCUACCUGGGAUAUCAACGUCAGAUGCGAGAUUCUGUUGCCCGUGUUUAUCCUUUCUGGACACCUGAUGUUCCACUGAGCAGCUAUGUGAAGGGCUACUACUCUUUUGGACUCGUGGAAACAAACCUUUUUGACCGUGCUGAGAAGGUUGCCCUUGAGGCUUUGGCUAUAAAUCAGACAGAUGCAUGGUCUGCCCAUACUAUAGCUCAUGUAAAUGAAAUGAAAGCAGAGGUGGAGAAAGGCUUACAAUUCAUGAAGGAAACCGAAAGUAACUGGAAGAGCAGUGAUAUGCUUGCUUGCCAUAAUUACUGGCACUGGGCUUUAUACUACAUUGAAAAGGGGGAAUAUGAAGCUGCUUUGACAAUUUAUGACCAGCAUAUUGCUCCCGUGUGCCUGGCAAGUGGAAGCAUCCUGGAUAUAGUUGAUAACAGUUCAAUGCUGUACAGGCUUCAUCUGGAAGGUGUAAAGCUUGGGGACAGGUGGAAUGAUCUGCUUGGGGUUACGAAGAAGCACACCAAGGAUCACAUUCUUCUGUUCAAUGAUGUGCACUUCUUGAUGUCUUUCCUUGGAGCCAAAGACCACAAAACUACUGAGGAGCUUUUAACAACUCUGCAGGAACUUGCCAAAGCACCUCGUGAAGACCACCAGCUUUCCCUGGCUCCUCGUUUGGGGCUGCCACUGUGCCAGGCUUUUGUGGAGUUUGAAAAUGGGAAUUGUGACAAAGCUGUAGACCUGCUGUACCCAAUCCGUUAUGAACUAGUCCAAGUGGGAGGCAGUGAUGCUCAGAGAGAUGUUUUCAGCCUGUUAUUGAUUCAUGCUGCUUUAAAUUCUAAAUCAAAGGCCAAACAAAACCUUGCAAGGUGUCUCCUGCACGAGCGCGAUAUGAUGAGACCCAAGUCACCAAUGACUGAGCGACUGAUCAGGAAGGCAGCAGCUGUGCAUUCCAUGGCAUAGAGCUUUCCUCCAGCUUCAGCUGGAAGAGCCAGGAGCUUUCC
This is a messenger RNA of Passer montanus (Eurasian tree sparrow), 1546 nucleotides long. RefSeq names its product tetratricopeptide repeat domain 38 (gene TTC38). The record is from RefSeq and is a predicted model, not a curated record. The transcript is spliced from 14 exons. Lineage: Eukaryota; Metazoa; Chordata; Aves; Passeriformes; Passeridae. Gene Ontology annotation, molecular function: protein binding. Bases 105 to 1505 code for a protein of 466 amino acids.